Messenger RNA from Sporothrix schenckii 1099-18, 2667 nucleotides. Its product is annotated as tRNA wybutosine-synthesizing protein 1. Lineage: Eukaryota; Fungi; Ascomycota; Sordariomycetes; Ophiostomatales; Ophiostomataceae. The transcript has 2 exons. The record is from RefSeq and is a predicted model, not a curated record. Gene Ontology annotation, molecular function: FMN binding; 4 iron, 4 sulfur cluster binding; catalytic activity. The coding region runs from base 1 to 2667 and encodes 888 amino acids. Gene Ontology annotation, biological process: wybutosine biosynthetic process.
AUGGCCUCGACUUCCCGGGCGAGCAGCCCGUUCAUACGAGAUUUGCUCAUUGUGGUCGUCGACGCAUGGCACGCCUACCGCAUUCCCAUUCUUCUGGCCACGUUUGCUGCCCUCGUCUCGCUGCGCAUCUACCUGCACGUGGCCGGCUCAGGUGACGAUAGGGAAGGUCUGCUCAUCUUCCCCAAGAUCUACGACAACACGACCGUCGUCGACGAGAAGAAGAAGCUGCAGCAACAAGAACAGCCGCCGUCGGUCCAAGAGGACGUCAAAAUCGCCGUGCUCCAGCAGACCAAGACCAUCUCCUACCCCGGCUCCACGAGCGACAAGAAGACGAUCACCCCGACCGCGACCAAGAAAUCCUCAACUGCCAAGACGGCGAAUGCGACCACUCCUUCCUCCACGACCACCAAGGCUGCGGCUGGCCCGCGCCGUAUCAAGGGCGAGCUUCCAAAGGGCAACGGUGCCGCUGCUGUCGCUCGCGUGCCCACGCGCAUCCAGACAAUUGUCUUUUACUCGUCCAUAACGGGUGCCACGGCCAAGAUUGUGCGUGACUAUGCCACCGAGCUGAGCACUACGCUGGGCGAACUGAAGCCGGAAGGUGGCAGCGACAGCAAGGGCAACGUCUUUGCGCCCGUUGAGGUUCUGGACAUUGCCGAGGUAGACCUGGACGAAUACUUUAUCUCGCCGCCCAAGGAUGCCUCCGACGCCGCCUCUGGCCGAACCACCGACUACCUGUACCUCUUCCUCCUCCCCAGCUACAACAUUGACUCCAUCAACGACACCUUCCUUGAGCACCUCAAGGAGACACACCAUGACUUCCGCAUCGACACCGCACCGCUCGCGCCCCUCCUGGGCUACUCCGUAUUUGGCUUUGGCGACCGCGAAGGCUGGCCCACCGAGGACGAGGGCUUUUGCUUCCAGGCCAAGGAGGUCGACAAGUGGAUGGCCAAGCUGACAGGUCGCAAGCGUGCCUUUCCCAUGGGCGUCGGAAACACGAAGACGGACGCCAUGCUGCGGCUGGCCGAGUGGUCCGAGGGCGUUGUCGACGUCCUGGGCCUUGUCGCCCGCACGGGCAGUCUCGGCACUGGUGUGCGGGGAUCGGGCGAUGCCGUCGAGACGGACGAUGAGGACGAGGAUGAGGCGAGCGACGACGGUAGCGAUGCCUACGACGACGGCAGCAACGACGAUGACGGCGCUGCUGAUGCCAACGGCGCGGCCUACGACAACGACGACGUCCUGUUUGGCGGCAAUGCGGCGCGCAAUGCCAACGUCAAACGGCUGAAGAAGGCCGGCGUCAUCGACGACGUCGAGGACCUGGGCCGCCUGCUGCGGAGCUCCAAAGAGGACGACGCUGUUGAUGACACUGCGGUUGACGACGUCGCCGAGGUGCCUGGCACCAACGUCAACAAGGCACCCAUUGCCAUCGACUUUACGACAUACGGCGCGAAUGAUAGCAGCACCACCAACGGUGGUCCGCGUCGCACCGGCCGGAAAGCGGCUGCCCCUGCACCAAAGGAAAUGGUCGCCAAGGAUACACCGACAUACAAGUCUCUUACCAAACAGGGCUACGCUAUUGUCGGCUCGCACUCGGGCGUCAAGAUCUGCCGCUGGACCAAGUCCGCCCUCCGUGGCCGCGGCUCCUGCUACAAGUACUCCUUCUACGGUAUCAACUCUCACCAGUGCAUGGAGACCACCCCCUCGCUCUCGUGCUCCAACAAAUGCGUCUUCUGCUGGCGCCACGGCACCAACCCCGUCGGCACCACCUGGCGCUGGGUCGUCGACCCGCCCGACCUCAUCUUUGACGGCGUCAAGGCCAACCACUACCAAAAGAUCAAGAUGAUGCGCGGCGUGCCUGGCGUGCGCGCCGAGCGGUUUGCCGAGGCCAUGCGCAUCCGCCACUGUGCACUGUCGCUCGUUGGCGAGCCCAUCUUCUACCCGCACAUUAACGAGUUCCUGGGCAUGCUGCACAGCGAAAACAUCUCGUCGUUCCUCGUCUGCAACGCCCAACAUCCGGACCAGCUCGCCGCCCUCCACCACGUCACCCAGCUCUACGUGUCCAUUGACGCCUCCAACCGCGAGACGCUGCGCAAGAUCGACCGUCCGCUGCACCGCGACUUUUGGGAGCGCUUCCAGCGCUGCCUCGCCAUCCUGCGCGAGGUCCGCUUCCGCCAACGGACCGUGUUCCGCCUGACCCUCGUCAAGGGGUUCAACAUUGACGACGAGGUGCAGGGCUACGCCGACCUGGUCGAGCAGGCGCUGCCCUGUUUUGUCGAGGUCAAGGGCGUCACCUUCUGCGGCACCUCGACGUCCGCCGGCGUCGGCCUCACCAUGGCCAACGUGCCCUUUUACGACGAGGUGUGCGAGUUUGUGACGGCCCUCGAGAAGGAGCUGCAGAGCCGCGGCCUCGCCUACGGCCUGGCCGCCGAGCACGCCCACAGCUGCUGCGUGCUGCUGGCGAGCGAGCGUUUCAAGCGCGACGGCAAGUGGCACACCGUCAUUGACUACGACAAGUUCUUUGCGCUGCUGCGCGAAAAGGGCCCCCAGGGCGACUUUGCACCCGAGGACUACAUGGGCCCGCCGACGGCCGAGUGGGCCACCUGGGGCCGGGGCGGCUUUGACCCACGCGACCAACGUGUCGACCGCAAGGGACGGCCCAUUGAGCGGUAG